This is a messenger RNA of Hipposideros armiger (great roundleaf bat), 1465 nucleotides long. It is a transcript of the gene TALDO1, whose product is annotated as transaldolase 1. Gene Ontology annotation, molecular function: transaldolase activity. Gene Ontology annotation, biological process: pentose-phosphate shunt, non-oxidative branch; pentose-phosphate shunt; carbohydrate metabolic process. The transcript is spliced from 8 exons. Bases 45 to 1298 code for a protein of 417 amino acids. Gene Ontology annotation, cellular component: cytoplasm; intracellular anatomical structure. The record is from RefSeq and is a predicted model, not a curated record. NCBI's taxonomy places the organism in Eukaryota, Metazoa, Chordata, Mammalia, Chiroptera, Hipposideridae.
GUGGGCCGCCGCGCUCCCGCCGCCGCCAGCGCCUCCGCCUCGCCAUGUCGGGUUCUCCGGUAAAGCGGCAGAGGAUGGAGAGCGUGCUGGACCAGCUCAAGCAGUUCACCACCGUGGUGGCCGACACGGGCGACUUCCACGGUGAGGCCGCGCGGGGGGCCCCGAGUUCGGACACCGGCCGGGCGGCCGUGGCCGGGGCGGGGGUUCGUGGGCACAGAAAGCCGGCCCGCCCCGGCUUCCCCGCUGCAGGCGCCGCUCCCGACCCAGCUCCCGGGGUGGGGGGACACGGGCGAGCCCGGGGCCCGGGGGGACCGGGAAGGAGCGACCCCGGAGCGGGGGGGCGGGGCCUCCGGGAGCCGGGCGCCCAGUCCGAGUCCCGCCCCCGAGCCGAGGGCUUCCGCGGAGCCCCGUGGGGACAGCCGGCCUGUGGCAAGAAUGUGUUUUAUAGAAUCCUGUCCAUUUACACCUCACAAGUCACUAACCUAUUUUCCCCCUGGAAUUUCAGGUCACAAGAGCAGCAGAUUCAGAAUGCCAUUGAUAAACUUUUUGUGUUGUUCGGAGCGGAAAUACUGAAGAAGAUCCCGGGCCGUGUAUCCACGGAAGUCGACGCGAGGCUCUCGUUUGACAAGGACGCCAUGGUGGCCCGAGCCAAACGCCUCAUCGAGCUUUACAAGGAUGCCGGAGUCAGCAAGGACCGGAUUCUGAUAAAGCUGUCAUCCACCUGGGAGGGGAUUCAGGCUGGAAAAGAGCUGGAGGAGCAGCACGGCAUCCACUGCAACAUGACACUGCUGUUCUCCUUCGCCCAGGCCGUAGCCUGCGCCGAGGCGGGCGUGACGCUCAUCUCCCCCUUUGUGGGGCGCAUCCUAGACUGGCACGUGGCCAACACGGGCCAGAAGUCCUACGAACCCCUGGAGGACCCGGGCGUGAAGAGCGUCGCCAAGAUCUACAACUACUACAAGAAGUUCGGCUACAAGACCAUCGUCAUGGGCGCCUCCUUCCGCAACACGGGUGAGAUCAAGGCGCUGGCAGGCUGCGACUUCCUCACCAUCUCACCCAAGCUGCUGGGGGAGCUGCUCAAGGACAACAGCAAGCUGGUGCCCGUUGUGUGUCCUCCCCCAGCCCAGGCCAGUGACCUGGAGAAGAUCCACCUGGACGAGAAGGCCUUCCGCUGGCUGCACAACGAGGACCAGAUGGCUGUGGAGAAGCUCUCGGACGGCAUCCGCAAGUUCGCUGCCGACGCGGUGAAGCUGGAGCGCAUGCUGGAGGAACGAAUGUUCAGCGCAGAGAACGGAAACUAGCUCGGUGCCCGAGGCUGGACACAGAUCUGUGCUGCCCAUGAAUUUGGGUCUGAUUGCAAUGCCUGGUGUGCUGAAUCUUGCAUUUUUUACCAAUUGGAGGAGGGAUGGAUCAUAGAUUUCUGAUUUUAUGGAAAACUUUGCCUAAUGCAUUAAAGCAGUCACUUUUA